This is a messenger RNA of Drosophila yakuba, 370 nucleotides long. RefSeq lists its product as uncharacterized. The record is from RefSeq and is a predicted model, not a curated record. Lineage: Eukaryota; Metazoa; Arthropoda; Insecta; Diptera; Drosophilidae. The transcript has 3 exons. Bases 42 to 290 code for a protein of 82 amino acids.
CUUGGAGCUAAUAAAUUCAGUUUCAAUAGCCAGCUGCCACUAUGAAAUGGCAAUUUUUAGUUGUUCUGGCUUAUAUGCUAGUCGGCUUUGGAUGGGGACAAAACUGCAAAAAGCCUUGCGGAAAAUGCAUCUUGCCCACCUGCAACUUUGAUGGAAAAUGUUUCUUUGAGGGAACUAGUGCUUGUGCUCUGGAAAACGAAAAUUGCCGACGAAAGAAGAAAAAUCUUGCCAAGUUCGUAAAAACCGUGUCUGGGUUCUGUGAGUCGGGCGUUAAAAUGUGUAAAAACUAAACAAAGAUUUUGCUAUUGGAGUAAUAAUUAAAUAUUUUUCUUUUAAGAAAUUAAUAGCUAAACAAUUUAGUUUUGUCUAA